Messenger RNA from Leptinotarsa decemlineata (Colorado potato beetle), 732 nucleotides. RefSeq lists its product as uncharacterized. The record is from RefSeq and is a predicted model, not a curated record. Gene Ontology annotation, cellular component: extracellular matrix. NCBI's taxonomy places the organism in Eukaryota, Metazoa, Arthropoda, Insecta, Coleoptera, Chrysomelidae.
CAUAAUCAUCAAAUUCACUUUCAGUGAAGUCUAGGUCACUAUUAUCCACAUUUUCAAUUUCAUCAUAUUUAUGUGUUAUUGUUAUAUUUCGGUCUUCCAGCUUCACCCAUGCAUAACAUUACUAUAAAAGACAUAAUUAUGUUGAACACUUCAGUCUUGGUUCGCAGCUCAAUCCGAUCUCUCGUAACAAUGUUUUCCAAGGUUGCUGUUGUUGUGUUCGUUAUUACCGCAGUGAAUGCAGGCUACUUGGGCUCUCCUGAAUACUCUACAUCUUAUGUCUCCAAUCACCUUGUGUCGCCGGCUGUUUCCCAUGGAUACGUAGCACCUGUUCUUGCCCAUGGCCAUGGAGGUUAUGGACUGUCCCAUGGGUACGACCAAGACUACUAUGCUCACCCUAAAUAUCAGUUCGAAUAUGGAGUAGCAGACCCCCACACUGGAGAUCACAAAUCACAACACGAAGUUCGUGAUGGUGAUGUAGUGAAAGGGUACUACACCGUGGCUGAUCCAGAUGGUACCCUCCGUACCGUACACUACACUGCCGAUGACCAUAAUGGAUUCAACGCUGUUGUGGAAAAGUCUGGACAUGCUAGCCAUCCUCAAGUUUACGGUGGUCAUGGUGGAUACUACCACUGAGUGUUCAAUGAUAUUUUUGUUACCUUCAACUCAAUCUUGUGAUCAAUAUUAUGUACCUCAUGAUUUUAAUAAACUAUUCAUUUGUUUCAUAAAAACAAA